AUGGCAGAGCUCAGCUGUUGCCACUGUAGAGGUCGUGCUGCGGCGGUAUGUGUGGAACCCUUGGGGCCCUGGAAGAGAGUACCCCUGAAGGCUGGAGGUUUAAUGGAGAGACUUUGGGGAUGGAGGAAGGCUUACUCAGAAGAGUAUUUCAGAAUCUGAGGAUUCAUUUUAGGAAAAAUGCUUCUUCUUGUUCUUCAGAUACAGUACAUUUCAUUAAACCCAAUCUGGAGCUGUCAGACUGCCAACAAAGUGAUAUUGAUGUUAAGUUUCAUAGCAACACUUGAUGAUUAUACAGUUCCCAGCACAGCAGCAGCUGUCCUCCUCUCCCUGAACACAUGGGCUGCAGCCAUAGGUGGGAGCAUUUUGGCAGUCUGCACCAUUGCCGGGUGGCCUCAACUUCUUGGCCGCCUCAUUAGCUCAGAGAUGAAUACUGGGAGGGCUAUAACCACCAUCAUGACAUUCUGGACAUUAGUGUUAAUUAUUGGACUGGAUUUGAUUGCUGGGCCCCCAAAAAGCCUUGAAUCAGUUCAUCAAACAAAAAAUAAUUCUAAAAUGCUAUUCAGAAAAAGUGAAAAUUCCCUGAAACUUUUUUUAUGGAUGCUUAUUGGUAUAGGAUUGCUAUUGUUAGGACACUGAUAGAAAACUCAUGAGAAGGAAUUAGGCAAAGGUGUUCCUCAGGCACCAACCAAAGAAUUCUCAGCCCUGAUCUGGCCUUUCUGAUUUGGACGUGACAAUGAAGGUUGGCUUUAUCUAGAACAAUCGGCUAGUUGACUCGAUCAAACAGGUGUGCAGAUGAAGCUGGGCUUUUAUACAGAUUUUGGUCCAAGCACAAGAGAUCACACUUGGGGGAUUAUGGCUUUGUCAAAGUAUCCAAUUGUGAAAUCACAUCACUACCUUCUUCCAUCACCAUCAGGGAAGAUUGCUCACCUAACAAUGACUAUUAACUUUACCCAUGGACUGGAGGAUUUUGUUACUUACUUUGGGAAUAAUGAGGAUGACUUGGACAGCAAGCCCCAGGCACUUGCUAUUUCAAAUUUGCUGAAGUCUAGCUAUCAAGUGAUAUUUUGGGGCUAUAUCACUUCACUGGCCCCUGGCUCCAGAGACUAUCAACAGCUCAUUCAGCAUGGCAAUGUGCAAGACAUUGACAGCACAGAUCCUGACAGAUGGUGUGAAUGUAUCAUAUAUCGUGGGCUAAUAAGGUUGAGUUAUGCACAGAUCUCUCAUGCUGACCUGAGUGACUUUGAGCUUCAGGCCAAAUUCAGGAUUCCUAGUGAUCCUAGCAAUUAUAUGCACCACCAAAAAAUAAUUACUGACCCUGGUUUGAGACUUAAGGAGAGAAGCCGGAAACCGCAGCUGAAGGACUGCGGCGCGGAAGAGGGGCCCCAGCCUCGCCCGAGGAAAGGCAGUGCCCACCACUACCACCGAGAGCGGCCGGCCCUGCCCCGGGGGCAGCUGCAGGAUAGGGGAAGGAAAGGCGCCUUUCCCCCCCCCCGCCCCCACGACAGAGGGAUGGACGGGGCGGGGCGGGGGGUGGUGGCCGGAGGCCGGGGAUGGAGAAAGGGAGGAGGGCCAAGAGCUGAGGCAGUGGGGGGAGGGGGCGGUCCUAAUGGCCCCCGCCCCUCCCCGUCCCUCCCGGCUCUUUUGGGACAGUUUCUUGGGCUUUGUCUCGGAGGCCAGCCCCUCUCUGUGUGCUGCCUGUUUCUCCACCAAUCCCAAGCCCGGAGACCCGGGGGAGCCUCCGGGUCCAACCCGCUAGUGGCGCAGGAAGCCUCCAGUGGGGGCUGGGGCGAGGGUCGGACUCGGAGGCCAAUCCGGCCUCCCGCUUCGCCCGUUCACCAAUGGUGGAAGAGGGGGCGGUGCCGGGCGAGCCGGAGAGCCAAUGGUGGAGGCGGGGUGGACAAGCCGGGGGCGGGCUCCGAGGCCGCGGCGGGUACCCUGCCAGGAGCCGGAGCUGCUGCGAGCCGGCGGGGGCUUCGGGAGGCGGAGAGCUGA
Vombatus ursinus (common wombat) is the source of this 1992-nucleotide messenger RNA. RefSeq names its product cell wall biogenesis 43 C-terminal homolog (gene CWH43). Gene Ontology annotation, cellular component: endoplasmic reticulum. Lineage: Eukaryota; Metazoa; Chordata; Mammalia; Diprotodontia; Vombatidae. Gene Ontology annotation, biological process: GPI anchor biosynthetic process. The record is from RefSeq and is a predicted model, not a curated record.